Molecule: messenger RNA, 2398 nt
Organism: Ochotona curzoniae (black-lipped pika)
Lineage: Eukaryota; Metazoa; Chordata; Mammalia; Lagomorpha; Ochotonidae
Product: lysyl oxidase homolog 2
Exons: 13
Coding region: 77-2398 (773 amino acids)
Biological process (GO): peptidyl-lysine oxidation
Cellular component (GO): membrane
Molecular function (GO): copper ion binding; protein-lysine 6-oxidase activity
Source: RefSeq, a predicted model, not a curated record
CUGCUGCCUCAGAGCCAGCCUGCCCCUGCUAAGCCAGCACUCCUUCAGCAGGAUCCUCUGGCCACCGCAAAAAACGAUGGAGAGGCUAGGCCUUUGCUGCUGCCUGGCUCUGCUCGCCCUCCUGUCCUCCCCAUGCCUGGCCCAGUAUGAGAACUGGCCCGCCUCCUUCCAGUAUCCCGAGUACUUCCAACAGCCAGCACCUGAGUACCACCAGCCCCAGGUGCCCUCGGACGUAGUCAAGAUCCAACUGCGCCUGGCCGGCCAGAAGAGAAAGCACAGUGAGGGCCGGGUGGAGGUGUACUACGAUGGCCAGUGGGGCACCGUGUGCGAUGAUGACUUCUCCAUCCAUGCCGCCCACGUUGUCUGCCGGGAGCUGGGAUACGUGGAAGCCAAGUCCUGGACAGCCAGUUCUUCCUAUGGCAAAGGCGAAGGGCCCAUCUGGUUGGACAACGUCUACUGCACUGGCAAGGAAGCCACCCUGGCCGCCUGUUCCUCCAAUGGCUGGGGUGUCACAGACUGCAAGCACACGGAAGAUGUUGGGGUGGUGUGCAGUGAGAAAAGGAUCCCUGGGUUCAAAUUCGACAACUCGGUAUUCAACCAGAUAGAGAACCUGAAUAUCCAGGUGGAAGACAUCCGGAUCCGGCCCGUCCUCUCGGCAUUCCAGCAUCGGCACCCUGUGACAGAGGGCUUCGUGGAAGUGAAGGAGGGCAAGACUUGGAAGCAAAUCUGUGACAAGCACUGGACAGCCAAGAACUCCCAUGUCGUGUGUGGCAUGUUUGGCUUUCCUGCGGAGAGAUCCUACAAUACGAAAGCCUACAAAAUGGUCGCAUCCCGGAGGAAGCUGCGCUUCUGGCCGUUCUCUAUGGACUGCCUGGGCACAGAGGCACACAUCUCUAGCUGCAAGCUGGGCCCACGAGUGUCACUGGAUUCCACAAAAAACAUCACUUGUGAGAACGGGCAGCCAGCUGUGGUCAGUUGCGUGCCCAGCCAGGUCUUCAGCCCCGAUGGACCCUCAAGAUUCCGGAAGGCCUACAAACCGGAGCAGCCCCUGGUGCGGCUGAGGGGAGGUGCCCAGAUCGGGGAGGGCCGCGUGGAGGUGCUCCGGAAUGGAGAAUGGGGGACCGUGUGCGACGACAAAUGGGACCUGGUGUCAGCCAGCGUGGUCUGCAGAGAGCUUGGCUUCGGCAGUGCCAAAGAGGCCAUCACGGGCUCCAGACUGGGACAAGGAAUAGGACCCAUCCACCUCAACGAGAUCGAGUGCACAGGGAGCGAGAAGUCCAUCACCGACUGCAAGUUCAACACCAAGUCAGAGGGCUGCAGUCACGAGGAAGACGCAGGUGUGAGGUGCAACAUCCCUGCCAUGGGCUUCCAGAAGAAGCUCCGCCUGAGCGGGGGCCGCAACCCCUUCGAGGGCCGGGUGGAGGUGCUGACGAAGAGAAAUGGGUCGCUCGUGUGGGGCACUGUGUGUGGUGAGAACUGGGGCAUCGUGGAGGCCAUGGUGGUGUGCCGGCAGCUGGGACUGGGCUUUGCCAGCAACGCCUUCCAGGAGACCUGGUACUGGCACGGAGAUAUCUACAGCAAUAAGGUGGUCAUGAGUGGAGUGAAGUGUUCGGGCACAGAGCUGUCCCUGGCCCAUUGCCGCCAUGACGAGGACGUGGCCUGUCCCCAAGGCGGGGUGCAGUACGGGGCCGGAGUUGCCUGCUCAGAAACCGCCCCCGACCUGGUCCUCAACGCCGAGAUGGUGCAGCAGACCGCCUACCUGGAGGACCGGCCCAUGAUCCUGCUGCAGUGCGCCAUGGAGGAGAACUGUCUGUCGGCGUCGGCCGCCCUGACCGACCGCAACACCGGCUACCGCCGGCUCCUGCGCUUCUCCUCCCAGAUCCACAACAACGGCCAGUCCGACUUCCGCCCCAAGAAUGGCCGCCAUGCCUGGAUCUGGCACGACUGCCACAGGCACUACCACAGCAUGGAAGUAUUCACCCACUAUGACCUGCUGAACCUCAAUGGCACCAAAGUGGCCCAGGGCCACAAGGCCAGCUUCUGCCUGGAGGACACCGAGUGUGAAGGAGACAUUCAGAAAAGUUACGAGUGUGCCAACUUUGGUGAGCAGGGCAUCACCAUGGGCUGCUGGGACAUGUACCGCCACGACAUCGACUGCCAGUGGGUCGACAUCACUGACGUGCCGCCCGGAGACUACCUGUUCCAGGUUGUCAUUAACCCCAACUACGAAGUGUCCGAGUCUGAUUAUUCCAACAACAUCAUGAAGUGCAGGUGCCGCUACGACGGCCACCGCAUCUGGAUGUACAAUUGCCACAUCGGCGGUUCCCUGAGCGACGAAACGGAACAGAAAUUUGAACACUUCAGCGGACUCUUGAAUAACCAGCUGACCACGCAGUGA